Messenger RNA from Scatophagus argus, 3786 nucleotides. RefSeq names its product ectodermal-neural cortex 3 (gene enc3). Lineage: Eukaryota; Metazoa; Chordata; Actinopteri; Scatophagidae. The transcript is spliced from 4 exons. Bases 351 to 2120 code for a protein of 589 amino acids. The record is from RefSeq and is a predicted model, not a curated record. Gene Ontology annotation, molecular function: protein binding.
AGGCGGAGUGGGAGGAGCCAGUGGGGAAACUCAGGCUGCCUCGGCUCUUUCUCUCCGGUCCUCUCGUCGCUCUCCUGCAGGCUGCGUGGCUUCCCGAGAACAAAACCGAGCUACGAAGUUUGUUUGGUUUUUUGUUUAGACUUUGUGUUUGCGCGUUGAAACUCAAGGCUCGCGGCGCAGACAAAUGGCUCAGCCAUUUCCCAACAGUUUAGGACACGAUAGAGCUUUGUCUUCGGAAGGCGGAUUUGUCUAAUUUGUGCCACAAGUUCAAAACAGAUCAACGACGGGACAGUUGUAGUUGAGAUAAAGGAAUCCGGAUCAGCUUUGCGCCCACCAAGGACCAGGUCAAGAUGUCUGUCAGUAACCACGAAAACAGGAAGUCUCGCUCUAGUUCGGGCUCCAUGAAUAUCCAACUCUUCCACAAGACGUCUCAUGCUGACAGUCUGUUGACUCAACUCAACCUGUUACGCAAACGAAAAGUCUUCACAGAUGUUGUCCUGAAGGCUGGAAACCGAUCCUUCCCCUGCCACCGGGCUGUCCUGGCUUCCUGCAGUCGAUACUUUGAGGCCAUGUUCAGUGGCGGGCUCAGGGAGAGCCGGGACGCUGACGUCAACUUCCACGACUCUCUCCACCCAGAGGUGUUGGAGCUGUUGCUCGACUAUGCCUACUCAGCCCGAGUCAUCAUCAAUGAGGAAAAUGCAGAGUCACUCCUUGAAGCCGGCGACAUGCUUCAGUUUCACGACAUCAGGGAUGCAGCAGCGGAGUUCCUGGAAAAGAACCUCCACCACUCAAACUGUCUGGGCAUGAUGCUGCUGUCAGACGCCCACCAGUGCCAGAGACUGUACGAGCUGUCGUGGAGGAUGUGCCUGGCAAACUUUGCUACUCUCUUCAAGACAGAGGACUUCCUUAGCCUGCCUAGAGACAAAGUCCAGGAGCUGAUCCUCAGUGAGGAACUGGAGGUGGAAGAUGAGAGCUUGGUGUAUGAGGCUGUCAUCGACUGGGUCAAGGCCGACAUGGAGCACAGACACAGCGAGCUACCUGAGCUGCUGCGUUGCGUCCGCCUGGCGCUGCUCCCUGAAACUUACCUGCUGAAGAACGUUGCUUCAGAGGAGCUGGUGAUGUGCCACAAAGUGGGUCGGGAGAUUGUUGAAGACGCUGUACGGUGCAAAAUGAGGAUCCUCCAGAAUGACGGUAUUGUAACAGGGUUCUGUGCCCGGCCAAGAAAGGUUAGCCAGGCUCUGCUUCUGCUGGGAGGACAGACUUUCAUGUGUGAUAAAGUCUACGUGAUUGACAACAAGACCAAGGAGAUCACCCCCAAAACUGACAUCCCCAGCCCCAGGAAAGAAUGCAGCGCCUGUGCUAUUGGUUGCAAGGUUUAUGUUACUGGAGGACGUGGCUCUGAAAAUGGAGCCUCCAAAGACGUCUGGGUAUAUGACACGUUACAUGACGAGUGGUCCAAAGCUGCACCUAUGUUGGUAGCCCGAUUUGGACACGGGUCUGCCGAGCUCGACCACAUGCUUUAUGUUGUGGGAGGACACACUUCCCUUGCAGGAUCGUUUCCUGCAUCUCCAUCUGUGUCCCUCAAACAGGUGGAACAGUAUGACCCUCAGACCAAUAAAUGGACUCUGGUGGCUCCACUCAGAGAAGGGGUGAGCAACGCUGCUGUUGUUGGUGCCAAAAACAAGCUCUUUGCCUUUGGAGGAACCAGCGUAAAUAGAGACAAAUACCCCAAGGUGCAGUGCUUUGAUCCUUGCCAGAACCGCUGGUCUGUGCCGGCCGCCUGUCCGCAGCUGUGGCGCUACACUGCGGCGGCUGUGGUUGGAAACCAUGUCGUGGUGAUCGGAGGCGACACUGAAUUCUCAGCCAGCUCUGCUUACCGGUUCAACAGUGAGACCUACCAGUGGUCAAAGUUUGGUGAUGUGACAGCCAAGCGGAUCAGUUGCCAUGCAGUGGCGUCAGGAAACCGACUGUAUGUGGUCGGAGGGUACUUUGGGGCUCAGAGGUGCAAGACGUUAGACUGUUACGAUCCAUCGUCAGACUCUUGGGACAGUGUUACCAGCGUGCCCUACUCGCUCAUUCCUACAGCCUUCGUCAGCACAUGGAAGUACCUCUCAGCGUAGAGAGAGAGAGGCGUCCUGACUCUCAGAGGUUUUUACGAUCAGCCGUGGUGUCUGGUAUGCAGGCAUGUGUCCCCUUCCACUGGCUGCACGGAGGAGGGAGGAGGAGGAGGACGACGAGGAAGAAGAAAGGGGAAGACUUUGUGUGUUCCAGCUGGGACUCCAUCCAGCCUGAUUCAUAUUAUCUUCAGCUGCAAAGAAGUGGAGGCCUGAGUCCUGGAAACAGCCCAGAGACUGGAAGUCUGCUGCCUCUUUCCACCUGAUCUGUUUGCUCAUACUUCUUGUGUAACUUUCCCACAUAGCCCUUAGCCUGAACUGGACUCGUUACCAUGCACACUGCAUCGACUUCACAACCGUCUCUUUAUAACAUACAGCAUACCGCCAGCAAAGGGACUGAUAGCAUAGAUGUGUGCUCUGUGAACCCUCAGAAUUUUCUCUUUCCUCCUCCUGGGACGAAUCUGCUACUGUGACUGUAUCGGCCCUGCACUGCUCAGCUGACUCACUCCAUUAUCAAGCAUGUCUAUCUUACCAGAGUCUGUAAGGAUGGGUUUGUGUCUCUCUUACUGACAUGUUUUACAGUCAACUUGAGAAGACAUUGACUGUCCUUUUUGUUGUGGUUUCUUUCUUUUUUUUUUUUUUUUAAACCGCCUUGUGACACUAAGCGUUUACUCAGGUGUAAUUUAUUUGGACUGCUGAUAGACUGAAUUAGACCUUUGCUAUGCCAGGCGUAUGGGGAUGGAGAGAAGACAUUUGGGGAAGUGUAUGAUUUGGUGCACAGAAACAAUCUUCCUGUCUGUAUUUUUAGACUUUGGACUUGGGCUUCCCUCAAUUUUGGUGAGCUAAAUUUGCGUCGUCCUCCUCGACUUAAAAUACACGCUCGCAAGAGAGAAUGUGGCCCAUUACGGCUGAAGAAGAUGCUUUUAUAUUUCAAGAUGUUAUUUCAAACUAUGAUUUUUUUUGUCAUAUUUUUUUAAUGUCUUGUGUCUCAGGGUUGUGUGUAGUUUUGCCUGUACUUUUACAAGGAAGGGUAACACGUUUGUGUCUUCGUUCUGGACAUUUUUUUUUUUUUUUUGUGAAUGUACUAUUUUGUGAUAAACGAUUUUGCAGAACUGUCUCAUUUUAGAAUAUUACAAUGACAUUGGUUUGCCAAAUGAAAAUGUAUGAUGAAGCUUAAUAGUAUACUUUAAACAUAAAUAUUGUCAAUACACUAAUAGCUAACCUUAGUGGAUUUAAAUAACAGAAACUAACUGUCUCCAAAGUAGUUAACAAAUACUUUGUAGCUAGGAUAUUAUUGUUUUCAUUUCGUAUUUCAGGAUCUUUAAUGGAAGUCUUUUGUGUGUAUAGUUUGUAUAUUUGCAUUGUAAUUCAUUUGUAGAAGCCUUUGAUUUGCACAGUUUGUACAAACAAAUUUCUUUAUGGUCUUAAUUUUUUUUUUGUUUUUUAAUCUUAGUCUUAACCCAGCUUGGGUAGUGUGAAUAAUUGAAGCCUUUUUUGUAGCAAAUUAUCAAGUUGUUUCUCUUCAUUUGCUCUGUGUGCAGGUCAACAGUUUUCUCACUUUAUCAAAGUAUAUAUCAGAUCGACUGAUAUAUUAAGCUAUCACUGAUACACCAUCUGUUACUUCAUGUUCUACAGCUCAUAACUCGUCAAUAAAUAUCUUGUUGAAAACACA